Messenger RNA from Momordica charantia (bitter melon), 1220 nucleotides. RefSeq names its product AP2/B3-like transcriptional factor family protein (gene NGA1). The record is from RefSeq and is a predicted model, not a curated record. Gene Ontology annotation, molecular function: DNA-binding transcription factor activity; DNA binding. Lineage: Eukaryota; Viridiplantae; Streptophyta; Magnoliopsida; Cucurbitales; Cucurbitaceae.
CUCAAAAUUAUGGAUUUUCUCACAAAAGCUGCAAAAGACUGUGGAGAAGAAGAUCAAGAGGAAGAAGAAUCAGAAGAUCAAGAAAUGAGGCAUAACAACAACAAUAAAAAUAAUGUUAUUGCAUGCGAUUUCUUCCCCCACCACCACCACCAAGAUCACCAUCAUCAGCCAGCUGAUCUUAUGGAUCUAACCCUAAGAAUUGAUGCGCACGGCGGAGGAGACGGCGGGAACGAGUUGGCAGUGGAGAGAGAGCACAUGUUCGACAAAGUCGUGACUCCGAGCGACGUCGGGAAACUGAACCGCCUCGUGAUUCCGAAGCAGCAUGCCGAGAAGUACUUCCCGUURGACUCUUCCAGCAACGAGAAGGGGCUGAUCUUGAAUUUCGAGGACCGGAACGGGAAGCCGUGGCGGUUCCGGUACUCCUACUGGAACAGCAGCCAGAGCUACGUGAUGACCAAGGGCUGGAGCCGCUUCGUCAAGGAGAAGAAGCUCGACGCCGGCGACGUCGUUUCGUUCCAGCGCGGCCUCGGGGAUUCUGCCAAAGACCGCCUCUUCAUCGACUGGCGCCGCCGCCCCGAAGCUCCCCGGCCCCACCACCAGUACUUCUCCAACCCUCUCCUCCUCCGCUGGCAUCCGCCGCCACCGCCCCGCCGCAGUAUCCACAUGAAUUACUCCACUCUUUACCCGAAUUACGCCUUCCAAAUGCCGAAUUCCGGGAUGGGCGGCGGCGGCGGGGCUAAUAAUUCGGUGUAUUAUUUCAGACCCCCGAUGGCGGCGGCUUCUUCUUCGUACAGAGUGGGAGAGAUAAUUAAUCAGGGUUGUUCUUCAAUGGCGGUUAACAAGGGUGGCUCCGGCGGUUCCACUACGGCGGCGAAACGGCUGAGACUGUUCGGAGUGAAUAUGGAGUGUUCUGCGCCCGAUGAUGGAGAAGGAGGAGGAGGAGAUCUGUCGAACGGUGACGUUUCGAUGGAAGCAGCUGAUCAAAUUUCCAGAAGAGGGAAACAACCCUUGUCGUUGAAUUGGGAUUUACUUCAUUAAAUCCCAAUUCCGAAUUCGAAUUUCUGAGUGAGUUCGUUCUUUUUUUUUUUCUUUCUGCAAAACAAAUUCAAGAGAAAAAACAACAGGAAACGAGGAAACGCAGGAAAGGGUUUGCAACAAAAAGAAAAAAAAAUUGAUAGUGGAAAUUUGGAAUGGAAAUUAUAUAUGAAAUUUCUCUUCUU